AUUGAUGUCCGGGAUUAGAGAUGGGAGCCUGGAAAGAUGCAGAGACUUUAUCGCACAGCGGGGAUGAGGAUGACCCCGGGGACCGGGCCGCGAACCCAUGGAACAUUAUGAUAAAACAUCGUCAGGUGCAGCGGAGGGGACGCCGCUCUCAUGUGUCUGUGAGUUUCACAGACCCUGCAGUUUCAAUGGAUCUGUUACGGGCAGUGCUGCAGCCAAGCAUUAAUGAGGAGAUACAGAGUGUUUUUGAUAAGUACAUGAAGUUCUUUCAGAAGGCUGCAAGUAAUGUAAGGGAUAACAUUGGAGAGCAGGUGGACCCCGAGCAAUUAAUCCGUGAGACCUGUCGUAACUGUUUGGAGCAGGCAAAGGUUCUCUUUACUGACAAAGAGAAGGGAGUGUCACGGCCAAUAUUAGACAAUUCUUCCAUAAAGAGAGCAAGACAAGGAGAGGAUGAUCUGUCCAUGCGAAGAAGCCCAGUGCCAAAAAAGAGAAAGGGGAGGCCACCUGGGCAAACAGUGUCCAGUGACCGAGCCAGUUUAGGAUUUACAUCAAUGAAGUUUAAAGCUACUGAGCCAAUUAAACGUGAAGGGCCAAAGUGGGACCCAGCAAGACUCGAUGAAAGGACCACUUUUGUACUUGGUUCAAGAGCAAACAAGGCCCUAGGAAUGGGAGGUACAAGAGGGAGAAUUUACAUUAAGCACCCUGAAUUAUUUAAGUAUGCAGCCGACCCUCAGGAUAAACAGUGGCUGACCGAGCAGCAGCACAUGAAGGCUACUGGCGGAAAGAUGGCAUAUCUACUUAUGGAACAAGACAUCCUGGAUUUGGCUGCCAAUGAUGAUUACAAGGAUAGUCUGGAGCUGAAGCUGGAUGAGUUGAAGCCAUUUUCUGCACCAACAUGGAUGAUCGUGAAGAUGAGAAAGUAUAUGGAAUUGCUCAGAACAGAGCAAGAUUAGCAAGCUUCCAGCUUUUUUAACAUUCCUGCUUCUGUGCCUGGCUACUGAAGAUGCACACAAAGGAGCAUAAACUAUACAAAGUAUUCGAAAAUGCAUUCAAAAUGUUAACUGAAGCCCCAUAUGAAACUUGAAUAGAAAAUAUGUAGCUCUAUUGUACUAACCUUGAGGUACAAGUAUCUUUGCUCAGUAAAGAUCCAUGUCUACAAAGCUGCAUCUUGAAGCUUCAUAUCUUCAGCCCAUACUAUUGAUAGCCUAAAAGGAGAAUAGUGCACACAGAUCAGCACUCAGACAUGCCCAGUAAGCAGCACGUUAAGCAUGUGCAGUGCCACCAAUACCAGCAAAAGAGCUGUCCUAAAUCAUAAUUAUUUAAUGCUACAGGCAAUAACAUAGGAGACAUACCACCAUAUGAUAUAAAAGGCACUAAGUUUGCCAUGGGGCAGUAACAGCCAAUACGAUGUUUGCUUUUAAACAAGUGACUGGUAAAUUCUACCUGCUUGAUUGGUUGCUAUGGGUUACUGCUCCUGGGCAAACUGAGUAGCUUUUAUUACAUAACCCCAAUAGUUCUGAGUUGUCAUUGAGCUGCUGUAAAUCUGGGCUUGUACAAGCCAAUGCAUAUGGUGCUUCAUUUUUAGUAAAAUCCCCAACCAUUUUAAAAUGACAUAAUUGAACACCAUUUAGUGGCAUUGCAUGGGUCUCCUGCAUCCUACCCAGUUCCUAUCCUAUCCUCUGCAGGUCUACGUGUGCCAUCCUACCAAAAAUAUAUGUAUUCGAUUAAAAAAAAAAAA
Molecule: messenger RNA, 1735 nt
Organism: Xenopus laevis (African clawed frog)
Lineage: Eukaryota; Metazoa; Chordata; Amphibia; Anura; Pipidae
Gene: dnttip1.L
Product: deoxynucleotidyltransferase, terminal, interacting protein 1 L homeolog
Cellular component (GO): nucleus
Molecular function (GO): nucleosome binding; DNA binding
Source: RefSeq, marked provisional